Molecule: messenger RNA, 648 nt
Organism: Oikopleura dioica
Lineage: Eukaryota; Metazoa; Chordata; Appendicularia; Copelata; Oikopleuridae
Source: the annotation of a GenBank genome assembly
AUGUCAGCGCAAAACUCAAAAUGCAUCAAAAACAUCGUCGUUGCUCCAUGCCAAGAUAUCCUCAAAUAUUCCAUGGUUGGACUGACGAGCAUGUAUAUAGAGAAUCAAGGACUUGCUAAAUUCGACAUAGAAUCUGGCUCUCUUCCGAACUUAGAAGUGGCUUCUUUUGCAAACAAUCGACUUGGCCAAGUUCCGAAUUUUCUGUACAAUUUGGACUCAUUGAAGAAUAUUUACCUGAACAACAACAAAAUCAAAAUCUUCCGCGUCUAUAAAAAUCGAAUGACAAGCGUGGAGGCCUUGUGGCUCUCCUACAACAAGAUUCGAUAUCUAGACAACUCAAUCUGCAUCCUCAACUCAUUGCGAUACCUCCACAUUGACCACAAUCGAAUAUCUGCUAUUCCCCUAAAUCUCUGUCUCUGCUCGGAGAUCAGCGGCCUUUGGAUAGGCUACAAUCAUCUCAAAGAGGUGCCGAAAAAACUUUUGGAGAUGAGAAAGCUGAAAAUCCUCGACGUUGAGUUCAACAAAAUCGCUGAUAUUCCCGAGGUCGUCCGGCGCUUUCCAGAAGAGUUGGUUAUUUAUACUCAAGGAAAUGCUUUAUCUGCCAGUAUAAUGAGAAUUAAUGGAAAUGGUUCGACAGAAGAAAAGUGA